Octopus sinensis (East Asian common octopus) is the source of this 1624-nucleotide messenger RNA. Its product is annotated as QRFP-like peptide receptor. The transcript has 3 exons. Gene Ontology annotation, molecular function: neuropeptide Y receptor activity. NCBI's taxonomy places the organism in Eukaryota, Metazoa, Mollusca, Cephalopoda, Octopoda, Octopodidae. Gene Ontology annotation, cellular component: membrane. Bases 212 to 1276 code for a protein of 354 amino acids. The record is from RefSeq and is a predicted model, not a curated record. Gene Ontology annotation, biological process: G protein-coupled receptor signaling pathway.
UGUUGCAUUCAAAAUUCUAGUUAACGAUCAAACAGUUAUCUUUGUGGUUGUUGUUAAUAUAAAUAAUAUUAAUUCUAUAAGACCAUUCUCGGGACGUAUUCCAAUGAAUUCUACAAAACUAAGAAUGAAACUUUAAGGAAGAAAUACAACGCGAAUCUGAAAGAGGCGCUGAAUUUUCUAAUAAAGUCAAUCUCUCAACUCUCCAAGGAAUAUGCUUUCUGUUCUGGAGAUAUACGAAAGCCUGCCAUCAUGGCCGUUUCUGAUGCUGUUUAUACUUUAUAUCUGCGUGGCUGUUACUGGAAACGUCGCUGUCAUCAUUGUUGUUGCAUCCCGGAAAUAUAUGAGGACUCCCGCAAAUUUAUAUAUAUCUUCCUUGUCGUUUGCCGAUCUAAUAAUUGCUCUUGUAGUCAUUGGCAACACUGCGAAAAGCUUCAGUAAAAUAUAUUUAGAAUAUAGUAUAUACCGUUGUGUAUUAGUUCCAUAUUUCGAAGUGGUGGCCAUAUCAGCAAGUGUGUUGUCGUUAAUGGCCAUUACUGUUGAUCGGUACCAAGCUGUUUUGCAAAAAAGAGUCAGUAAAACCCCCUUGAAAUUCGCCGCCAAAAUCGUUGGAUUAGUCUGGCUGUCGGCCGUUAUCUAUGGUCUUCGAGUCAUCCCCCAGUUCUACAGCAAGCUGAAAAUUUCCGAUGAUACAGAACAUCAGAACAGAUCCAGCACAAAUCCCCCAUCGAAAGAGAACAACCUCAGGGAUGAAUCGUCUGACCACAAUGGCAACACUUCAGGUAUUCACCGAUGGUCAUGUGACUUCUUCAUGGAAGAAGACGAAACGGAUAUGGUAUUCCGGUUUUUCGAUUUUCUCAUUCUCUUCGUUGUGCCUUUCAUAGCAAUGAUCGUGAUGUAUGGACGCAUUAUAUCAACCCUAUGGCGAAAGAAAAUACCGGUUGGUACCGGUCUUCGAAGAAAGCGAAGAGUCGCUAAGAUGCUUCUGAUAAGUGUUCUUGUCUUCAUGAUAUGCUGGGUACCAUUUUAUGUCCAGGAAUUUGUUGGUGACGGUAUGAUUAUGACUGGAAAACAUGUCGACAGAAACGUAUUGGCAGCAUUCCGAAUAAUAUUCAUUCUGGUUUCAUUUGCCAACUGCUGUUUAAAUCCGGUUAUUUACGCCUAUUAUAACAACAAUUUUCGAUACGAGCUGAAAUAUAUGAUUAGACAGAAGAAUAAAGAUCAAAGACAUAAACAUACAUUCCAAGUGACACCGACAAGCAGUAGAAACGGUAUAUGAAAGGCAACGGCAGACUUGAAAUAAACUUCAACAUCACACAAACACACACACACACGCAUGCACGCACGCACACACACACUCACACACAUAAAUAACAAAGGGUGUAUACACAACAUUUGUUUAGCCAAAUAGAUGUAUUGAUUCCUUAUAAAUGUGUGUUUUAUUUGUAUACGGUGUUUAUUAUGUGAGAUAGUGUGACUCUGUUUCUAUAUAUACAUACCUAUAUAGAUGCAUACACACACGCACACGCACACACAAACACACACAUACACACAUAUAUAUAUAUAUCUGUAUAUACACACAGUGAGUGAAAGAGUAGGAUAGAGAGCAGGAGGCGUGUGCCUGCAC